Molecule: messenger RNA, 2217 nt
Organism: Chaetomium strumarium
Lineage: Eukaryota; Fungi; Ascomycota; Sordariomycetes; Sordariales; Chaetomiaceae
Product: tripeptidyl-peptidase-like protein
Exons: 2
Coding region: 343-2217 (624 amino acids)
Biological process (GO): proteolysis
Molecular function (GO): serine-type endopeptidase activity; tripeptidyl-peptidase activity
Source: RefSeq, a predicted model, not a curated record
CACACGUAACCAGCUGCAGAGAACCUGUGCGGCCUGCGUUUCUAAUUUGUAUAGGACAACUGAGAGUCAAUGUUCCGAUCCUCUCACAUGGCCAAGCAGGCCCUCGCGCCACUGAUCCAUGGUACCGCACCGGCAGGGUGGCCGAUCGGGCCUAGAGAAGGGCCCUUGGUUCGCAGCCGCCGGAGGAGAUCGCCCGGAAGUCAACCGGCCUCGCAUCAUGGAAGGACUACAAAUAUAGUUUAACCAUGGCCCAGCCCAGUCCUAUUGUUCACGAGGAAACCAGGCUGGCAGCGGUCCUGCUACGGCUAAUCCAUCAGCCCCCUUGAUCCCUGGUCCCGCACCAUGUGGCAGCUCGCCCUAAUAGCCCUGCUCGGGCUGGCCGUCACCUUGGUCCACGCAGCCCCUGCCGUCAUUCUCGAGCAGGCGGAGGGAAUACCGCCGGGAUGGAGUUUCUACGGGAAUGCUAGUGCCUCGGACAAGAUCAUGCUUUUCAUAGCGCUGAAGGAGCCCGGCAUUGCGGAACUGAAGUCUAAGCUCAACCAGCGCCAUGCUUCCGACCACCUUUCAUCUGACCUCGGCCGGCAUCUGAGCCGCGAUGAGGUCCUCCAGCGCCGCCAGCCGGCCGCUACAACAACCCGUGCUGUAUCGGGCUGGCUGAGAUCAAGCGGGAUUCAGCAAGUGCACAGACAGGGCAGCCUCAUCAGCUUCGAAGCGUCCGCCGAGGCAGUCAAGUCCCUUUUCCAAGCCGAUCUAGCGUACUACGCCUACAACGGCAGCGACGCGGCACCCGUGCUGCGGGCUCUCUCCUACACGGUCCCCGCCUGGCUCCGCGACGCCAUCGAUUUCGUCCACCCGCUCACCAACUUCAUGCCGCCGCCACCGCAUCGGGGUCGCCGCAGACCUCCCAAACCCUGGUGGCCGCCGCAUCCAAAACCAAAACCGACAAAGCGGCCUCCCACACCGGGUGGCCCCUCGAUCUCUUCCACCAAGACCGUCACGCCAACGGCAAUCCCCACCGUCUCGGUCCCGGAUCCAAACGAGAACCCCUUUCCCAACCUGCCCUGCCUGGCGGCCACUGUGCCGGACUGCAUCAAAGAGCUCUACAACAUCCGCUACAACCCGGCCAACGAGAGCCAACCGAGCCCCGUCCGGUUCGGCGUGGCCGGCUUCCUCGAGCAGUGGAUCCUGUACUCAGACGUGGCCCAGUUCCUAGACACCUUCACGCCAGACCUCUCCCUCUCGUCCUACAACUUCAGCGUCACGCUCUUCAACAACGGGACCAACCCGCAAACCUCCCCGCGGAACGCCGGCAUCGAGGCCUCGCUGGACGUGCAGUACGCCAUGGCGCUCGGCCACCCGACCCACGUGACCUACUACAGCACCGGCGGGCGCGGCACCAAGCUGAACACCACGUCGGGCGAGCCGCUGGAGCCGCUGGAGGAGCCGUCCUACGCCGACGACGAGGCGAGCGUGCCCCGGGGCUACGCCUCGCGCGUGUGCGACAUGUUUGCCGCGCUGGCGGCCCGCGGCGUGAGCGUGCUGGCCGCCACGGGCGACGGCGGCGCGGCCGGCACCGGCCAGACGCGCUGUGGCGAGGAAGCCCAGGCCGCCGCCCCACGGUUCGUGCCUACCUUCCCGGCCAGCUGCCCCUAUGUCACGGCCGUGGGCGCCACGCAAAACGUGGCGCCGCCCGUGGCCGGCGCCGUGUUCAGCGCCGGCGGGUUCAGCGAUUUCUUUGCGCGCCCCGCGUGGCAGGAUGAUGUGGUCGCCCCUUAUGUGUCGCGCUUCUCUGUCGCGCAGAACGGUACUACUACUAAUGCUACGGGGCCGGGCCGCCGCCUCCCACUAUUCAACCCCUCUGGACGGGCGACGCCGGACAUCAGUGCGAUCGGCAAGGCCUUCCAGAUCGUCAUGGGCGGCAGCGUCAGCCAGGUGUACGGGACGAGCGCGAGCGCGCCCGUCGUGGCGGCCAUGGUGGCGCUGGUCAAUGACGCGCGCAUGCGCGCCGGCAAGCCCAGCCUCGGCUGGCUCAACCCGCUGCUGUAUGGGGAGCGGGUGAGGGCGGUGUUGAGGGACGUGACCGAGGGGCAGAGUAGGGGCUGCCGCUUCGCGGAUGGGUCCAUGUCGCCUGGGUGGUCGGCGGCGGCGGGAUAUGACUGCGUUACGGGGCUUGGGGUGGUGGGUGAUUUUAGUGAGUUCCUGGCUGCGCUGCUGUAG